Molecule: messenger RNA, 1094 nt
Organism: Carassius gibelio (silver crucian carp)
Lineage: Eukaryota; Metazoa; Chordata; Actinopteri; Cypriniformes; Cyprinidae
Product: C-type lectin BML-2-like
Exons: 4
Coding region: 351-983 (210 amino acids)
Source: RefSeq, a predicted model, not a curated record
UAUGGAUUGCCAUGCGAUUGUGUUGGGUUUUAAAAGACACCAAGGUUUUACAGCCCUGUUUAUUUUUCUACUUCACUUUCUAGACAGUUUUUCAGCGUAUAUCCCGAAAGCCCUGUGUUUACCAUGUUAUCAGUGUGUGUUUUCUGGCUGAUGUGUUAUUGUUCAUGCAGAUGCUGUCCGAGUGCAAGCUCAUGUGUGACUUAAGUGUCAUGGAAAUCUCUGCUCUCUCUCUUUGAAUGUUAUUUUCAAUGUAAAAUAUGUAAAUAUAUAUAUGUGGGUUUAGAAAGUGGCAAGAUCACACACAAGCACUAUUGUCUUGAGAAGAGCAGUUGGAGUAUUUGUGGGUCAUCAUGAGGAUUGAUUUGACCUUCGUGCUCAUAUCAGCUCUGAGCUCCAGUGUGAACUCUGAUGUGUUCACCUUAGUUUCUGAGAAGAUGAACUGGACCGAUGCUCGGAGCUACUGCAGACAGCACCACACCGAUCUCGUCACCUUAAAUGAGCGGACGGACAUGGACGAGCUGUUACAGUCUCUUCCCAGUGGUUUAGUCAGUUUAAUGUGGAUUGGGCUCUAUCGGACGGAUGAGUAUUUUCCCUGGGUCUGGGUCUGGUCCGAUGGGAGCAAAGACCUCUUCACAUCAUGGGAUCCUUCACAACCGAACAACGUGGAUGGCGUUCAGUACUGUGUGUGCACGUCUCCGAAAGGAUACUGGAGCGACUGGUGGUGUACAGAUAAAUUACCAUUUCUGUGCUACACUAAGAAAAAGAGACAGAUAGUGAGACUGGAGGUAAAAUCAAGCCAAAAUGUGAAUGAUCCUGCAGUGAAGAGUAAGAUUUUAGCAAAGUUUGAGCAGACACUGAGGGAAAACGGUCUGACAGAUGCCAAGCCCUCGUGGAAGGAGUCUUCUGGAGAACAUGUCUUUCACAAGAUGUGGUAUCAGAAGAGUGAUGCUUUUAAUGUGUCCUGCAGGAGAACCACGAACUGAGCGGCUCAUAAUCGCUUUGGUGUAGUUUAGCAGUCUGAGACAUCUGUAAUGUGCACUUCUGUACUAUUAGGCUUUUUUUGUAUUAAAUUCAAAAACACUAUUAUUGGUAAA